Messenger RNA from Rangifer tarandus platyrhynchus (Svalbard reindeer), 1728 nucleotides. The record is from the annotation of a GenBank genome assembly. Lineage: Eukaryota; Metazoa; Chordata; Mammalia; Artiodactyla; Cervidae.
AUGAACCACAGACGUUUACUGCUCGUGGUUCUGGCCGCUGGAAGCCAGGGAUCAGCGCGUGUAGUCACGUCCGGGCUCCACCAGGGCUGCAGCGGGUCCCAGCUCUGUCCAGGGAGCCCACAGCUGAGCCCCGCUGAGCCGGCGGACCGGUGCGCAGGGCCCCAGCUGGCCGUCCGAAACUUCCCAGUGGAGAAAUUGGCUCCCACCCUGCCCAGCGCCCAGCGCAGGAGGCUGCUCCCCAAGCCCGUGACCAGGAGGAGCCAAGUCACGGGGGGGCCACCUGGCGCUGAAAUCUGUCACACGCUCCCUCCCAGUGAUGCCCUGCUCCUGGGCGUGUUCACCUCCUUCCCGGGCGGGCGGGAGCCUCCGUGGAGCCAGACGGGGCCUCUGGAGACCACCCAGAACGUUCUGGAAGGCGGCUGCGGCCACCUGGCCACCUGUCACAGCACUGGGGGCAACCUCGUGCUGCCCCCAGAUGACCGGGGCCACGAGUCCCAGGGGGCAGGGACGGAUCCCAGGACCACCCCCUCCCAGCUGAAGACCCGGGACGACAGGCUUCUCUGUACGCUGGCUCUUGGGCUGCUGCCCAGAGGGACACGGGGGUUCCCGCCCCACGUCCUGGCCGCGGGCCCCGUGGCCACGUCUGCCUCCCGCAGCGGGAAGCGCGACCCCCCUUGGGGAGAUACCAUGCGCAUCUGUGACAUCAGCACUGUGGCCAGAGUCACCUGGCCGCAGAGUGACCACACGUGCCCCCAGGUAGCAGCAGCGCUGCUCAUGGGCGCCGCGCUCGCUGCCCGUCUCCUCGGGCUCCUCCCCCUCCCCCACCGCGUCCUGCCCAUUCUACAGGAUGCCCAGCACAGGGACACCCCCGACAAUCACAGGCCCCCCCGCCCUCCUGGGAGUCCCAGCCGCUCUGCAUCCACGUCAGAGAAGCCCUGCCCCCUCCCCAUCUCGCACGUGGUCACGUGUAUGCAUCCUGUCCGCGUGGCUGUGCUUCUGUGUACUUCACUGUGUGGUGCCGUUACCCUGCGGCUCGAGGAGCUCAUAAUAAAGACCCGACGGACUUGGAGGCCCGGAGAAAGGACGAGGAGGGACGAGAGGAAGGAUCAGUGGCUCUUCUUGCCUGCCUACCGGAUGCCAGCCCCUGUGUGCCCGCUGCUGUCCCGGACUACUUACUGUGCUUUUCAAGGGCCGACUCCACUCCGCGUCCAUAUAAGGAGCCCUGGGGGCUGUACUGGCACCAAGAGGCCCCCCGCACUUGCGAGCGACCGGACCCCCCUCAGCCUGCCCCGGGGUCCUGCCAGUGCCCUUCCCCAGCACUCUCGGGGAGUCCCCAGCAGAGGCGCCGGUCCUGGGGGGCGACCGGUCUCUCGAGGCCACAGCAACACACCAAGCUCCCAUCAAGACUCCGACAGCCACGCGGGAGGAGGCCCCCUCCCCGGGGACACACCAGGCCAGCCCAGGGUCCUGCGGGUGUCCGAGCUGUGUCUGCCCCAGGACAGGAGCUUCGGGGAAACUUCCCAGAGCAGCAGACCAGACAGAUGGGCACAGACGAGACAGAUGGGUUCCGGAACUGCGGAGCGCGAGGACCCGGGCUAUGCCAGCCUCUGCCCAGGUGGGCAGCCUCCUCGGGACAGGCAGGUGGACGAGGGGCAGCACCCCAGAACCUCCCAGAACCUCUCUCCGUUCUUCCCAGAGGCUGAUCAGACCGCGGCUGCACCUCCCUAG